AUGGAGGAGUUGCGUAAACGCGGUAAUGAACUUUUCCCCACAGAUCCUCGUGCCGCCGUUGUCAUGUAUCGGGAAGCAAUUGAUUUAUACGAUACGCUAAAGGACGCAGCGGGGGUGGAUUCGGUUGCGGUGAAGGAGGAAUAUACCCGAUGCGCUGGCAAUGCACUCACUUGUUUGUUUAAGUUGGGGCAACAUGAGGAAUGUGCGGCAUUGGCUGUGAAGGUGCAGCGUGUGAACCCCUUGAUUGCGAAGGCGUAUGCUUUUAUUGGGCGUUGCAUGCUUCUGGGAAAUUUCCCUUCACUUCCAAAGCGACAAUAUGGAAUUGGUCCACUGCAGUAUUUGUGUCGUGCCGUAUAUUUGCUCCCAUCCAUGGCGGAGUCCAUGCGGCCUUUCAUUGGUGAGGCUCUUGAUAAACUCUUAGCUGAGAUUUUGCCGCCAAAACGUGAGGGUAAUGACGAUGGCGAACAAACAAUUGAGGAAGAGCCUUCCAUUGAGGUGAAAGAGGGCGAUUGUGGAAAAUCUGUUGUGGCUGUCACGCGUCUGCCAGCCCAUCUUGCGGUGAGUUCGACUUUACACCCUUUCAGUGUCUGUUCAUUUGACGAGUCAUGUGGUGUUGGUGUGUGUUAUAACUGUGGAAUUGUUUAUCCCUUAUCUGAGAGUGAUGAACCGAAGGGUACAACCCAAAAGGAUAAAUAUGCGUGUGGCCACUGCAAACUUGUGGGGUAUUGCUCUGCGGAGUGUGCGGCUAAGCAUCGAAUUCAGCACGACAAGUACGAGUGCCGACUGUUGCAACGGUUGAAGAACAUGCGGGAUUCCCUGCAAGCAUCUCAUGAGGAGCGGGAGCGGGAGGGACAAGUCGUUUCCAUCACGGACAGCGUUGACGAGUUUUUUACGACGGCUGUGCAUUGCAUCACCACAUUGUCGGGCGUUAGGGUUCACCGUCCCGGUUACAACGCUGUGGAGCACCAGUUGGAGGGCCAUCCUGUUGAAGUAGCGCAAAGUCUUGGAAAUUUGGUGCGCAUUGUGCAUGAGCUGUUGGACGGUGAAAAGGAACAUGGUGAAGUGGCGAGGCUUAUUGGCGUUAUUCGUUGCAACGCAAUUGAGAUUUGUGAUGAUUCAGGUCUAGGCGUUGGGCAGGCACUUCACGCGGCAAGUAUUACGUCUUACUUCAAUCAUUCCUGUGCACCAAAUUGUGCUAUUCAGAGCGACGCAAUUGUGACAACGCGUGUCGUUGAAGCUGGUGAAGAGCUCACCAUUGCGUACAUUCCGCAAUUGUACUGGCCGACGGAGUUAAGGCGUGGGGAGCUCGCGGAAAAAUAUUUCUUCCAUUGCCGCUGCGUUCGCUGUUGUUGUUGCUGCGGUGGUGGCAGUGAUGAUCCAUAUGAAGCUGCCCUUACGGCAAUGUUACGCUCUGGAAGUAACAAAGGUGGUAUUGACGGCAAGAAGGAUAGCGGUGAUAGUGUCUGUGAUACACACAGUAAACUAAUCGGGGAUGUUCAGCUGCUUUGCGGUCGUGUUCGUUCGAAAGAUGCGUGUGAUAUCAGCAGGUCAGACAAGGAUGCGUUACAACGUUUACUGCAGAAGUGUUGUGCUGAACUGUAUCCUUUCCAUUACCUUUGUCACGAGUUGCGUAAUGCACUAACCUUCGUGUACACUGUUCUCGGUGAUACGCGAUGUUGUCUGCAGAGUUGCCUCGAUGAGUUCCUGCUGUGGGAGUCCAUCGUGCCUGGAGCUCAUCCAGUGAAGCGUCUUAAAUUAUUGAAUGCUUUACAGUGCUGCGAGGAUCUGAAAGAUACCGGAGAUAACGGUGGUUGUAACGCUAAUGUGAGUGCCGGUUGUGGCGGCCUCACUUUACUGCCGCAUCUACAGAAAUUGGCGCAGGUUUAUUACCUUUAG
Messenger RNA from Trypanosoma brucei brucei TREU927, 1896 nucleotides. RefSeq lists its product as hypothetical. Gene Ontology annotation, cellular component: nucleus. Gene Ontology annotation, molecular function: protein binding. The record is from RefSeq and is a predicted model, not a curated record. The coding region runs from base 1 to 1896 and encodes 631 amino acids. Lineage: Eukaryota; Euglenozoa; Kinetoplastea; Trypanosomatida; Trypanosomatidae. The transcript has a single exon.